AUGUCCCAAUCCCAGAGCAAUGCCCGCACCGCCCACCCGUCGUCGAUGAUGCCUCCUGCAGCUGGCCUCAAGCGCGCUUUACCAACACCAGGUGAGAAUGACUCCUUCGCCAACAAGAUCGACCACCUCAGCUUACACGGAGGUUCAAUAGUGUCGCAACCCGAAGCCAAGCGGAAACCAUUAUCCGAGCGAGCUGGCACCGAAUUCCCAUACAAAACCAACGCACCGCCCGUAGUUGGCGGUCGAAACGUCCGAGGAAACUCUUUGAAAGAGCUGACCAAACCUCAGCCAUCAAACAUCAGCUCAUUCGGCGGACCGCCUCGCACAAUCUCCAAUAGCAGCUACGCUUCCAACAGUAGCUACGCCACAAGCCUUGGACCCGGCAGUCGUCCACCCUCACGCUCGCAUACGAGAGCACGGUCAGCUACUAGGAUUACACGACCUGCCACCUCAAUGGGCACACGGGACGGUGCGAGGGAUAACAAGCAAGAUGAGGGACAAGGCAACAAUGGUACAGUGCCCCAAUCAGCGGUUCUGUUUGCAAACACCAAGCCCAGUUCUAUCAGCACGCGCGGCAGGAAAGUACGGAAACACAAGUCCACUAUGGACCUGCCCAACGCAGAGUACCAGCCGAUGCCACCAGCCAGAGAAGUCUCUUUCUGUCAAGCGUUUGACUCAUUGUCUAUCCAUGGGUCUAGUGUGAACGGCCUAGGAAAUCAAGCGAGUUCCCAGCCGAGCAUAGCGACACCAUCAAAAAGCUCCAUCCCCGUCACCACGUCUCCGCGCAAACGGGUGCAUGAUACAAGUCAUCAGCUUGAAGCUCCUGUUGAAGAGUUUAGGGAUGACCCAGUGGCUCCCAAGACACCCAAUGUCGUGAUGGCCAGUCUUCGACGAUCGAUCAUGGCUGUUGCCACACCAAUGGCCGCAAUGCCUUCUUCGCCUACAAAGGCACCGUUUCUGUCUAAGGAUUCUAAUUUAACGGGCUAUUUAGUAGCAGAUAUCGACGACAAAGUUCGAAAAAUGGAUAGUGACCUCCAGCGGGUGAAGGAGUUAAUGGACCUAUCCGUAAAAAAUGAUGCCACCGCCAAAGAGGAGCUCGACAUGGCCAAGAAGAGAGUGGCGACCUUGGAGGACGAACGUGACACUUUGCGCGCCGAAAGGCUACGACUCAAGGAUCAACUCGAAGACGCCGAACGGUCAGCUCGGAAACUGGGGUAUGACAUUGAAGAGGAGAAGAGACAACGAGAAAGGCUUUUCAAAGAACUCAAGGCAGAUCACCAGAGAGAACUCGAUGCCAAAGCAGUCGCAUUCAACCGCGAAAUGGACAAGCUCGAAAAGCUGCAACAAGAAUUUGAAGAGAAGUGUGGAGCGGCGGCCGAAGCCCGCCUGGACAACUUGUCGCACGAGAACAAGGAACUACGCAUCGCGCUGGAGAGGCAGAAGCGAGAUCAUGAACAUGAAGUCCGACUCCUGAACGAGGACAUCCAUCGACGCGAUUCCGAACUGCGGAGACUCGACGAGGACCUGCGGGAAGCGACGAGCGAACAGCUGGGUCUCGAAACACAGAUACGUGGGAACAUCGAGACUAUUGACCGACUCAGGAGGAGAGCUGAGGAUGCCGAGGAGAGUCUCUCCAAGGACAAGGGACACCUGGGAGGCCAGAUCAGUCUUUUGAGUUCCACCCUCGAUUUGAAGUCGGAACGGAUCCAGCACCUCGAGGAGGAGACGAAAGCCUUGCAGGCCAAAUGCGAUAUAGAAGUUCAAAUCAUCAGAGCAGCUGCCCAAAAGCAAAUUGCCGACGAGACGAACCUGUUGAGACAGAAGCUCAUGAAAGAGGAAGAGAGGCGACAUAAGCUGUUUGAGCAGGUACAGGAGCUCAAAGGCAACAUCCGAGUCAUGUGCCGUAUCAAGCCUCCUUCCGACCCAAAAACCGAUGCUCUGAUACAGUUCAACCCGAAGCCCAGCGAUCUGGACGAAGACAAGAUUGACGGCAUGCUCAUCCCCACCGUCAGGGAAGACCCGACAGAGCCAGGGAAAAUGCUUGCAGGCAGGCCAAAAGAGUUUAACUUUGAGCGUGUCUUUGACGACAAGUGUACCAACAGGGACGUAUUCGACGAGAUUAGUCAGCUCGUGCAAUCCGUCAUGGAUGGUAGGAAGGUGUGCAUCUUCUGCUACGGUCAAACGGGCUCGGGAAAGACGUUUACCAUGAGUAAACGACAAGGCGACGACGAUGACGGUGUUAUCCCCCGGACACAGCAGAUGAUCUUUAGUGAGGUGGAGAGACUGAAGGCACUGGGCUGGGAGUAUACCGUGGAGGGAAGCUACCUCGAAGUCUACCAAGACAAGCUGUACGACUUGCUUGCCUCGCGGCACUCCAAGCCUGAACCUUUGAUGGUGGACCCCAUUGGCGACGAGUUGAACAUCAAGGGCCACGACUUCACUCUUCUAAAUGACGAACGAGAUCUCGACGACAUGGUCAAGACCGCUGACAACAAUCGCCACGUUGCUGCCACUGUGAAGAACGACCGCUCUUCUCGGUCGCACUCUAUCCUUGUGCUCAAGAUACAUGGGAUCAAGAGGAACGAGGCUGGAGAGAUCAUCAAGACACGGAAGGGCACGAUGAACCUGAUUGAUCUGGCCGGUUCCGAGAAGCCAGACAAGAACGGUCCACCUCAGAACUACAAAGAAGGUGUUGAGAUCAACAGCUCGUUGAGCUAUCUGAGGACUGUGCUAUCGGGUCUUGGUCAGGGCAAGACAGAAGGUGUUGACUUCAGGUCGUACACCCUGACUCAGCUUCUUCGGCCCUCUCUCGGGAAGGGCUGCAGGACUCUCAUGUUUGUCAUGGUCAGCCCGCUGAAGGAGAACGAGAACGAGACUAUCCGGAGUCUCGAGUUUGCGCGAGAUGCGCAGAAGGUCAAGAUGGGCGGCAAUGGGCCUGCAAAGGCGAAGAGGUAG
This is a messenger RNA of Anthostomella pinea, 2955 nucleotides long. Lineage: Eukaryota; Fungi; Ascomycota; Sordariomycetes; Xylariales; Xylariaceae. The record is from the annotation of a GenBank genome assembly.